AUGGCACCCUCAACCAGUGAAUCACCCCUCAAGGCGAGUGUGACCGUCUCCAUGACGGAAGACGGAAACACUACAUAUCGAUUAGACCUGGGACCAGGUCGUACGCUUAAUAAUGUCGGAGAUACAUUCACAAGUCUAGUCGAAGAUCUUGCCACGUUUACUACCAGGUGGCGUAAUGAUAAUAAUCGUCACGCAAGCAGAAACUCUCAAAGUAGGAAUCAUCAUCUACCUUCCACCUCGGGAACGACGAUCACGGCGGCACCCAAUCGUGCUCGUCAUGGAGCUGGGUCUGAAGUUGGUCAGACCGAACCUCCUACAGAAACACAUGAGACCGUCACGCCUAACACUGGUAUUCCUGCUACGGAAGCCCAAACAGCUAAGACUCGAUCCCCUACGACCGAAGCUACGACCGCUAAGACUCAAUCUCCUACCACAGAAGCCAUGACCACUACCGCCUGCCCUCGUGCCAACGAGGCCAAGAGACCGUCCACUACAGGAAAACGAGCCCAUUUCAAAGAUCAAUCCAGCGCUGCGGUGGAAUCAAACACUACUCGUGUCCCUCCGGAGACAUCUGGUAGAAUGACGGUCAAUAAUAGAUUGUUGGAUAAUAUACUUGCAAGCCGCAUCCCUAGUGUUUUCAGCUUCGUCAGUGGUCUCGUACGUUCGAUAGCUUCGGAAUAUCCCCAGACUAGUCAAGCGAUCGUUCAAGGUCUAGAAGACUACUUAACAGACCCAUCAGAUGAUGAUGUGCCGGAUAAAGGUACUGUUCUUCCUAAAAGUACCAAAAACAAACAUCAAAAGACUCGUAGCCGUCAUCAUGAAGGAUCGACAACGGCAAAAACAAACGAUCCGAUACCUUCCGAUCCAACCGCUACUCAAGCAUUCACGACAGCUCCAACUACUCCUGCCUCCAGUGCUGAACGCGAUUCCAGGCGUAGUGCACGUCAACCUACGGUGGAGGACGGAGCGGAAACGACUGCUCCACCUCCGACUGACGGCGAUGUGACGCACAGAGAUCCGGGAAGGGAAGAGGCUUGGAAUACGCUUAUCUCAACUUUGCAGAGCUUGAUCUCGAUCGCGGGUGAUCUGAAGAGCGGUGCUUGA
This is a messenger RNA of Tremella mesenterica DSM 1558, 1104 nucleotides long. RefSeq lists its product as uncharacterized. The transcript has a single exon. Bases 1 to 1104 code for a protein of 367 amino acids. The record is from RefSeq and is a predicted model, not a curated record. NCBI's taxonomy places the organism in Eukaryota, Fungi, Basidiomycota, Tremellomycetes, Tremellales, Tremellaceae.